GCAGGGCAGUUACUCCUGUGGCUGUCGGGCUCCUCUUCUGGAGUGGCGGAGAUGGCAGCGAACUUCGCCUGCAGCUUCGCUGCACUUUGCUGUUUGGCACUCUGGAGCUUCACCAGGACUUCAGGCGGUACACAUGUUACACCACCCCACUCAACCAUAAGACCUGGCUUCCCAGUCCCAGUGAGCACCAACAACCCCGAGGUCCGCAAGGCAGCUCGCUUUGGGGUCUACAGAUACAACAACAGCUCCAAUGACCUCUUCCUCUUUAAGGAAUCACAGAUAAAGAAAGCCAUGGUACAGAUAGUCAGAGGGCUGAAGUACAUGCUUCACGUGGAAAUCAAACGCACCGUGUGUGAGAAGAGGGAUCACCCCAGCCUGGACAGCUGUCACUUCCAGAGGGAAAAAAACCUGCAACAGAUGCUGAGAUGCUAUUUUGAGGUCUGGAUAACACCUUGGACACACAAAGUGCAUAUCCCUGUUGUUCACUGUCACCAAGACCUUUCCCCGUGAGAGCCUGACUUAGAGAAUCUCCUACCAUGAGUUUUUCCUUGCCUGGACUGCUGAGGUCAAUACUGAAGUGGGGAACAGCUGUACAGAACUGCACAGAGCUGUUUUCUCAAACCAUAUCGUUGUUUUUUUCCUUGAGAAAGAAACUCAAAAGACAAGGCCUGCCUUGACUGAAUGUCUUGCUAUCCAGUUGUGUAUCUGUUUUUCCAAAA
Messenger RNA from Onychostruthus taczanowskii (white-rumped snowfinch), 719 nucleotides. RefSeq names its product cystatin F (gene CST7). Gene Ontology annotation, molecular function: cysteine-type endopeptidase inhibitor activity. The transcript has 4 exons. The coding region runs from base 52 to 510 and encodes 152 amino acids. The record is from RefSeq and is a predicted model, not a curated record. Gene Ontology annotation, biological process: negative regulation of microglial cell activation; immune response; positive regulation of myelination. Gene Ontology annotation, cellular component: endoplasmic reticulum; Golgi apparatus; lysosome. NCBI's taxonomy places the organism in Eukaryota, Metazoa, Chordata, Aves, Passeriformes, Passeridae.